Molecule: messenger RNA, 2284 nt
Organism: Hippocampus zosterae (dwarf seahorse)
Lineage: Eukaryota; Metazoa; Chordata; Actinopteri; Syngnathiformes; Syngnathidae
Gene: sdad1
Product: SDA1 domain containing 1
Exons: 22
Coding region: 123-2171 (682 amino acids)
Biological process (GO): ribosomal large subunit biogenesis; ribosomal large subunit export from nucleus
Cellular component (GO): nucleolus
Source: RefSeq, a predicted model, not a curated record
GUGUCGUCACUCCCAUGCAAAUGACAACACAGUAAUGGCGGCGUGCGCAGUCGCCACGCUUUCCUUCUGAAAACCAUCGUGAGCAGCCGUAUUUGCGUGAUUUUAAGUAGUAAAUCUUUACCAUGUCGGGGCGACACAACAACAAGUUGCCGAACAAUUUGCCGCAACUGCAGAAUCUAAUCAAGCGGGACCCCCAAUCUUAUGUAGCAGAGUUUUUGCAGCAGUACAGACACUACCAGUCCAAUGUGCAGAUCUUUAAACUACAGCCCGACAAACCCAACAAGGAGUUGGCGGAACUUGUCAUGUUCCUUGCUCAGGUGGCCCACUGUUAUCUGCAGCAUUUGUCUACUUUUCCUCAAGAGCUGACUGAGUUGUUACUGAGUCACCACACAGUCGUGGAGGCAGACUUAAGAAUGACCUUCUGCAAGGCUUUGAUUCUCUUGCGAAACAAGGACCUGAUCGACCCCACCGGCCUGCUCGAGCUCUUCUUUGAGCUGCUGCGAUGUCACGACAAGCUGCUACGGAAGACGUUAUACACACACAUUGUGGCUGACAUCAAAAACAUCAACGCCAAGCACAAAAACAACAAGGUGAACUCGUCAUUGCAGAACUUCAUGUACACUAUGCUAAGAGACCGCAAUCCCAUCGCAGCCAAGAUAUCCUUAGAUGUGAUGGUGGAGCUGUACAAGAGGAACAUUUGGAACGACACCAAAACGGUCAAUGUCAUCACCACAGCGUGCUUCUCCAAUGUGACAAAGAUCAUGGUGGCCGGACUCAAGUUUUUCUUGGGGGCAGAUGAAGAGAACGAGGGCAGCGAGUCAGACUCAGAGGAAAAGGGACCAACAGUGCGCGACCUGAAGGUAAGAUUCAACACUGGGAGGAAAACUUCCAAAAACAAGAAGAAGCUGGAAAAAGCAAUGAAAGUCCUCAAGAAACACAAGAAGAAGAACAAAGCCGAGGUGUUCAACUUUUCCGCCCUUCACCUCAUUCACGAUCCCCAAGACUUUUCGGAGAAGCUCCUGAAGCAGCUAGAAAACUCCAAAGAGCGCUUCGAGGUCAAGAUCAUGAUGAUGGAGCUCAUUUCUAGACUGGUCGGCAUCCACGAGCUCUUCCUCUUCAAUUAUUAUCCAUUCAUCCAGAGAUUCCUUCAGCCACAUCAAAGAGAGGUGACAAAGAUCCUCCUGUGCGCCGCACAGUCUUCCCACCAACUCGUCCCGCCUGAGAUCAUCGAGUCGGUCAUCCGCACGAUUGCCAACAACUUUGUUACCGAUCGAAACUCCGGCGAGGUUAUGACUGUGGGGAUCAACGCCAUUAGAGAGGUGGUUGCCCGUUGUCCACUCAGCAUCAAUGAAGAGCUGCUGCAGGACCUGGCUCAGUACAAGACCCACAAAGACAAGAAUGUGAUGAUGUCCUCCAGAGGCCUCAUCCAGCUUUUUAGGAAUCUCAACCCGCAAAUGCUGCACAAGAAGGACAGGGGAAGGCCCACAGAGGCGUUGUCGGAGGCCAGGGUGAAGGACUACGGCGAGCUGGGAGCUAAAGAUUACAUUCCUGGAGCGGAGGUGCUGGAGGUGGAGGAGGAAGUCAAAGAGGGUGAAGAAGACGGCUGGGAGAGCGUCAGUGUGAGCGACGAGGACGAGGAUGGGGAGUGGGUGGACGUCCACCACUCGUCCGAUGAAGACGCGACAGAAGUGACGGAGAAGCUGAAGAGUUUACCAGCUGAAGAGCGGGAGGCCAAGGCGGCGGCGGUAAGCGUGAGCCGUCUCCUCACGCAGGACGACUUCAAGAAGAUCAGACUGGCCCAGAUGGCUAAGGAGGUCAACGGCGCACCAGGGAAGAAGAGGAAAGCAGCGGACGAUGAUGACGAAGAACGCAGCAGAGGGGAGCUGCUGAGCCUGAGGGAUAUUGAGAGGCUCCAUAAGAAACCAAAAGCUGACAAGGAGGCCCGUCUGGCAACAGCAAUGGCGGGCCGAACGGACCGUAAGGACUUUGUGAAGAAAAGGACCAAGUUAAAUCCUCACGCCAGCACCAGCAACAAAGAGAAGAGACGCACAAAGAAUUUCAUGAUGAUGAGACACAGCCAGAACGUCCGAACCAAAGGCAAACGUUCCUUCAGAGAGAAGCAGAUUGCUCUCCGGGAUGCACUCCUAAAAAGGAGGAAGCAGCACAAGUAGUGACUGUCUACUCGGGGCUGCAUCAAAUCAUGGCAAUGAUUUAUAAAAAAAUGCUAUUAUUAUUGUAUCACUUCCAACAUUGCUUUGAAAUAAAUCAUAUUUGGUAGUGAAAU